AUGUUUAAAUCUAUACGGCCAGUUGUUUUUAAACGAGGUUUAAAAGUAACACGACCAAAAUUAUCAAAUCUAAAUCAAUGGAAGACUAUAGUUCAAAUAUUAACUGGUGCUUAUAUUGGUGGUAUAAUUGUUAUUUCUGGUUCAUUAUAUUUUAUAUACUCAGAUGCUAAUAAAAGACAACCAAUUCCAUUAGAAUUAAAUAUUAAUGAUCAAGUAAAUUCAGUGAUGGCAAUAAAUAAAGAUGAAGUUUUAGGUAGUCCACGAUUUGCAAGUAAACAUUACAGAGCAUUAUUGGUUAACUUAUAUAAAGAAAUAUAUCCAGAUUAUAAAGAAACGAAUGGUUACGAUAUACCUAUAUUAGACUACCAAGCAUUAUUGAAAAAGAACACAAAGUUUGUUAAUUUUUAUAUUGAUAUGGUUUUAAGAUAUGCUAAGACAUUGUUGGCUAAAGGAGAAUCACAAAUUUCAGUUUCAAUUUUAAGGAGAAUCAUAAAUGAUGAUUUCAUAUUUGAAAAUCUUGCAGAUCCAGAGAAAUUAAGUAAUGGAAGUAGAUUAUUAAGUAAAAUAACACUGGAUACAAAUGAGAAGGAACAAUUGUUAAAUAGGUCAAUUGCCAUGUUAUCAUCAGCUUUCAAUUUUCAAGUUAAGGAUAAUAUAAUACAAAAUAUGAAAUUGUCAGAUGAGCUAUUAUUUUGUCUUAAUGACUUAGCUUUUGUAUAUGCCAAAAGUGGUAAGUUAAACGAAUCAUUGACUAUCUAUUUAUCAAAUUUGAAAAUAUUGGAAGAGAUCAAAACAAGUUUAGAGAAUGGAAAAUCCCAAAUCAAUUAUCCUUUAUUCAAUUGUAAUUCAGAGAAUAUAACACUACAAAUAUGCUCAUUAAAAGCUCAUAUAAGUGAAAUAUUGUUUGCAAAGAAUUAUAAAGAUAAAGCUAUUCAAAUGUCACAAGAAGUAAUUGAUGAAAUAUUUUAUGAUUAUAAUUCGAAUCCCAAUGUUAGUCCAAUACUUAUAAAUGUCCUACAUAACUUAAAAGCAAUGUAUAAGAAAAUUGGAGAUGAGAAGGAGAUGAGCAAGUGUCAGAAUAUGAUUGAUGGUUUACCUUUAUUUGAUGCUGAUUUACGUAAGUCAUUUUAUGAUGAGAUGAUUUCUAAAUGGAGUAAAAUCAUCUAUGAAUUGGGUCCAAUUGGAAUUAUUACAAAACCUUUGAGUGAAAGGUAUGGUCCAAAACAACGAAUUAAAGAAUUAGAAGAAAUUGAGAAUGAAUGA
Messenger RNA from Insectozyma verbasci, 1263 nucleotides. The record is from the annotation of a GenBank genome assembly. NCBI's taxonomy places the organism in Eukaryota, Fungi, Ascomycota, Pichiomycetes, Serinales, Debaryomycetaceae.